Messenger RNA from Neoarius graeffei (lesser salmon catfish), 2999 nucleotides. It is a transcript of the gene lipia, whose product is annotated as lipase, member Ia. The record is from RefSeq and is a predicted model, not a curated record. Gene Ontology annotation, molecular function: lipase activity; carboxylic ester hydrolase activity. The transcript is spliced from 12 exons. The coding region runs from base 239 to 1678 and encodes 479 amino acids. Gene Ontology annotation, biological process: lipid metabolic process. NCBI's taxonomy places the organism in Eukaryota, Metazoa, Chordata, Actinopteri, Siluriformes, Ariidae.
CUAUGUGUGUGUGUGUGUGUGCAGGAGGUGGAGCUAAGAUUAGUGUCAGCUAAGAUUUUUUAUUCUCUCUGUCUUACACACACUCACUGACUCUGGUUUGUGUGUGAGAGUGGAGGAGCUGUUGAAGGUCGUCAUGACAGAAUCGUCCUGUGACUCCUCUCAUGUCCCUGAACACUGUUUCACUGUUUCAAAUGUUUUCAUUGUUUUUUUCUGUGAAUGAAUCACAAACAAACGAGUGAUGAGGCGAAGAACGAGUGAAGCUCUGAGUGAAGCUCAGCUGCUUUUAUUGACUUUGUUGAUGUUUGAGACGCAUCGAGACACUGUACAGAUGUUCAGGACUCAUUGUUUUCUCAUAGCUAUAAUCGUGAUGCCACUCAGCAUGUGUAGAGGUGAGAAGUGUGAGCAGAUCAUCGAUCUGAAUCUGACACACACUCUCCUCGGUACGCCUCUGGACGUUCGUCUGAUUCUCUAUACGCGAGAAAAUACCACCUGCGGAAAGUUGCUGUCCCAUGACGACCCUUUUGCCACGCCCAGUUUUAGCCACGCCCGCCCCUGCACCUUCCUCAUCCAUGGCUACCGGCCCACUGGUUCCCCCCCCGUCUGGAUGAACCAAAUGGUCGAGUCCAUCCUGAGCCUCAGAAACGUCAACGUCAUCGUAGUGGACUGGAACCAAGGAGCAGCCAACAUCAACUACUUCCAGGUGGUGAAGAAAACACGGGCCGUCGCUGACAACAUCACACGCUUCAUACAGCGAUCACAACUGCUUCUCAGUUCCAUACACAUGAUUGGUGUGAGUUUAGGCGCUCACAUUUCCGGCUUCACUGGCGCAAAUUUAAAUGGCUCCAUUGGCAGGAUUACAGCUCUGGAUCCAGCAGGUCCCUUGUUCCGAGGAAAAUCCCCUGACGAGCGCUUGGAUCCGUCUGAUGCUCAGUUGGUCGAUGCUCUCCACACAGACAUGGACGCGUUUGGGUAUCGGGACCCACUCGGACACAUAGAUUAUUACGCUAACGGGGGAUCUGAUCAGCCUGGCUGCCCAAAGACCAUCCUCUCAGGUUCACAGUAUUUUAAAUGUGAUCAUCAGCGCUCAGUGUUUCUGUAUUUGGACUCGGUAAACAAGUCUCGUCAGAUCACAGCGUAUCCGUGUUCUGAUUACUCUGACUUCCUGGAUGGGAAGUGUUUGAGCUGUGAGCUCUUUAACUCCUCCGGCUGUCCCGUGUUUGGUUACGAUGUGAUCAUGUGGAAGGACGUUCUCCGGAAGCUUGGACAGACGAAGACGUUUUUCACCACAAACCAAGACGCUCCAUACUGCAAAACUGGGUAUAAGGUGGAGAUCGUAAUCUGGAACUCUGAGGUGCGAUGGGGCUCCAUCACCAUCAUGCUAAAGAACAGCACACAGGAAACAGAAACUCAGAUUGACCAUAAGUCGUUUAAGUUUGAGCGAUACACCAACAACAUGCUGCUGGCGCAGUUCGAGCGAGACGUUUAUCCUGUGGAGAAAAUCACGCUGAAGUACGUGACGGGGAACGUGUUCACACCUCGCUAUAAACUUCGUGUCCUCCGCUUCCGCCUUACUCCUCUGAAGAGUGGCCUGAGACCGAUGUGCCGCUACGAUCUUCUGCUGGAGGAAAACAAAGGUGUCACUUUCAGACCCAUUCCCUGUUCCCACUCAAACUUCUGAUACAAGAACAAACGCUGAACUCCCACAGGCACGCAGACUGAGUGCACAACUGAUCAUCACUCACUCACUCACUCACUCACUCACUCACUCACUCACUCACUCACUCACUCCUUUACUCACUCACUCCUUUACUCACUCACUCCUUUACUCACUCACUCACUCACUCACUCACUCACUCACUCACUCACUCACUCACUCCUUUACUCACUCCCUCCCUCCCUCCCUCCCUCCCUCCCUCCCUCACUUACUCCUUUACUCACUCCCUCACUCACUCACUCACUCCUUUACUCACUCACUCACUCACUCACUCACUCACUUACUCCUUUACUCACUCCCUCACUCACUCACUCACUCACUCCUUUACUCACUCACUCACUCACUCACUCACUCACUCACUCACUCACUCCUUUACUCACUCACUCACUCACUCACUCACUCACUCACUCCUUUACUCACUCACUCCCUCACUCCCUCCCUCACUCACUUACUCCUUUACUCACUCACUCACUCACUCACUCACUCACUCACUCACUCACUCACUCCUUUACUCACUCACUCACUCACUCACUCACUUACUCCUUUACUCACUCACUCACUCACUCACUCACUCACUCACUCACUCCUUUACUCACUCACUCACUCACUCACUCCUUUACUCACUCACUCACUCACUCACUCACUCACUCCUUUACUCACUCACUCAAGGCCUCUGCAUGCUCUUGCGACAAGGCUUUCACAGAUAGCUUUUCGCAGACAGUUGUAAUUUAUUGUUGAGCGGGGAGUAAUAGGCGUGCGCGAUGUUAUUCACCGCCACAACGCAAGGGGGCGCGAAGUCGCUAGGAGUAGUUGGUGGGUGUGGUUAGUGGAGUGUUUAUCCUCCGGUUACUUAUAGUGACUAGAACUUUUUUUUUUAUAAUGACUAGAACUAGAGUCGUAUAGAUGUACGUACUUCCUCACUUCCUCGAUCAACCGCUCUUCGUGCUGCUCCAUCUUCGCUCGUGUUUUUAAAAAUGGCAGUCGUGAAAACAAAACAAACCAUGAAAGUAGGGAAGCGGAAGUGCGUGUACAGCGGAUGUAGAGUGGACCAAUCAGAUCCCUCUUGUCUGCGAUGCUGUCUGCGAGGCUUCUGCGGUGGUCACAAUUUUUGGGAGGUGCGCGCAGAGCGUCUGCGAAGGUGGGGGGGCUACGCAGACACUGUCUGCGAUGCUAUCUGCGAGGACUGGGUUGUCAGCAUAAAUUGGCCUUCACUCACUCACUCACUCACUCACUCACUCACUCACUCACUCACUCACUCACUUCCUCCCUCCCUCCUUUACUCCCU